Messenger RNA from Momordica charantia (bitter melon), 846 nucleotides. NCBI's taxonomy places the organism in Eukaryota, Viridiplantae, Streptophyta, Magnoliopsida, Cucurbitales, Cucurbitaceae. The record is from RefSeq and is a predicted model, not a curated record.
AUGCAGAGGAACAAUACAAUCUCCCCCUCAUCUGAGGCAGCUGAUUCUGUUUUAAGUUUCACCAGAGAUGAAAAACCUCUCCAUUAUACAUUACAAAUCCAAUCUUUUUCGUUGCUCAAGACCGCACUUGCUGCUUCCAAUUGUGACAGAUAUGAGUCCCAGAUCUUCAAUGCUGGCGGUUAUAAAUGGAAAUUAGCGGUGUAUCCCAAUGGAGAUGUGAAAAGAAAUGGAUCUGAUCAUAUAUCCCUCUAUUUGGUAAAGGCUGAGGAUGGCAUUCCUACUUCAGAGGUCAAUGUUGUGUUUACGUUUCUUGUUUAUGAUAAUCUCAAUGACAAAUAUUUGGCAGUCCAAGAUGAGAAAGUAAGACGUUUCCAUUCAAUCCAGACAGAGUGGGAAUUUGAAAAGUUGAUAUCUCUUGAGACUUUCAAUGAUUCUUCAAAUGGGUUUUUAGUUGGUGAUUGCUGUGCAUUUGGAGUGGAUAUCGUUGUCAAGAAAUGUGAUGGGAAAGGGGAGGUCGUUUCCUUCAUCAAGGAACCAAAAAAUAACGAAUAUACUUGGAAAACCAACAACUUUUCACAACUAGAUAAGAAUAUGUAUGAAUCUGAUCCAUUUACAGUGGAGGGCUACCGUUGUUUUAAAGAGCUUCCUCAAGGUUCUCAAGUGUAUACUGAAUUUGAAAUAGCUGUGCUCAGUAAGUACUGGUUCGAGUUUGGCGAUUUAGGUUUGGGUUUUCGGAAUUUCAUGUCUUUGAGAGAUCUCAAUGAAGUCACGAAAGGCUACAUUUGUGAUGACACUUUGAUUGUUGAAGUGAAGAUCAAUGUUGUGUCUACUUUGAAGCUUUUCUAG